This is a messenger RNA of Phytophthora nicotianae INRA-310, 4580 nucleotides long. RefSeq lists its product as hypothetical. Lineage: Eukaryota; Oomycota; Peronosporomycetes; Peronosporales; Peronosporaceae. The coding region runs from base 534 to 1991 and encodes 485 amino acids. The record is from RefSeq and is a predicted model, not a curated record. The transcript has 2 exons.
GACAGCAAAAAGCGGCAAACCACCGAUAUGAGCGAUCUCCCCGAGGACUUCCACGCGCUCCUGCAGCGUCUUGACGCCAUUGCGUUGGAAGAAUGCCCAGAGACGACGCCCUACGCGUCUCAAUACCGCGUGAUCGAGAUCCUACAAAAGCUACGAACCACGUCCCUGCCUCCCGCAGUGCGUAGUAGUAUUUAAAGCCUUUAUAAGAACCAACAACACUCAACGUCGAACCUUUUGGACCAUAUUUUUUUUGCAGGAAAACGCUGUUGCUACUGCCAAACUAGGAACCACGUUCCUAGCAGUGGAGGAGCCACACAGUGCGUCUGUUUUCACGUGCUUAUACUUUCAAUCUUGAUGCCUAGAGUGGGUUUUAACCUAUAAACUGAUGUUAUUGUGCUGUUAUAGACGCCCAGCCAGCACUAGAAGAAGCUGGAAACUUCUUCUUCCCAGAGCUAGUGACGUUUACGACGGAGAUCACGUCAGAUGACGGCCAAUCGGGGGCUGAGAAGGACGCACCGAGGGUUCUGAAAGAGAUGCCAGCGGUACAGGUGAAGAACGAACACGACGAGUUCGUGGUGUACGUCGUGGAGCUGCUGAACCAGCUGGGAGUGCUCUGGUCCAACAGGUCGAGACUAUUGAGAGCGCUGUGCUAUCUAACAGCAAGUCAAAGUCUGUGUGCGCAGCAUCAGGAGACAGAGGACGACGCGUUGGCAGCGACACAGACCCACGCGCACUUUUACUUGGCCCAAGUAUACGGGAGUUUGGGCAUGGCCGAUGAGUCGGCCAAGUUCUGUUUGUCCACGUUAGAACUGCAGUUGUUGCAGUGCGUGAACGAUGCAGAGCAGGACGACACGCCGAGGUUUGCAGGGGCUCAUGAGUGGGUCUGCAAUGCACUGAAACUGGUGGAGUUUUACCUCGAUACGGACAAUCCCAGAGAUGCCGCUACGUGUCUGAAGGCGAGUGAAUUCAUGCUGCUGCAUCACGGAGAUGAGGAGGACGAAGACCAGAAGCUGCUGGUCGCUGAGAUCUACUCGACGUGGAGUCGACUGCACGUGACGACGCUGCGUCUUGCAGCGCUGAGGAAGGAGGGGUUCGAUGUGGAUGACGUCGAUACGGUGCUGCCUCGACCCAGCAGCAUGGAAGCCACUCUAGCCAAGUUGAGUCAGAGUCAAGAAGGCUUCGGGAUGAUGUUUGUACCGGCGUCCAGUGUGGAGACGUUCGACCAGGCUCGCGACGUCUUCAAGAUGGGGCUUCGUGCGUGUACUCGAGCUCGAGAGGUGUUUGUCUUGGACGGGUUUGUGACCCAGCAUGUGCGUCUCUUACAGCGAGAGAGCGCCUUGUACCGUCGUCUCCUCCCGUUCGAAGACGCUCGAGGACGUCGUGUGGCCAUGCAGAGACGACGACUGGCACUGCUGACCCCCAUGCUGGGCGAUACGUUGAACGAACGCGCCUUCACUGAUCUGCUGCAGGAGCUCUACUUCGAGUGCGCAGAGAUUAACGCCGACGUCUUCGAGCUGAAACAGAGCAAGGAGACAGGAGACAAGGCCAUGACGUACUUGAUCAAGGCGGUUCAGUGCUACCAGCAGUUCCUGCUGCUCUACUAUCCCUCGUCCAAUGCUGAAAACUCCACCGAAGAUCCUAUACGGGUUAGUGUGUUGCGUGGAGGGAAGGACGUUUGUCUCCCUCCAGGCGAAGCUCUGUCUCCCAAGGAGUUCCGGACUCUGCUGCUUGGGUACUUUGGUCUCGCUCAUGCCUGUGGGAAGAUCUCCUUCGUAUCCGACACGGCCAAAACAGUGGGGUACUGGCGUCAGAGUCUCGCGUAUCAUGAAGCUGUGACUGAACUGGUCCGGAAGUACGAGACCAAGCACCAAGGAGAGCAAGGCAGAGAACUACGUCGCAGCUUCCAGACGGAGCUCAAGAUCUGCGGAGAGAUGGCCGAACUGCUACCGGAGAAGAUCAAUCAGCUCGUGUACAACGGCAAGGCACUCUAACGUGUAUAUGACAUGCUGUCUGACUACUUACCUGCUUUUAUAUGUCCUUGAUGAUGGAGUUGGUGGCCUCGUCGAUGUGGAAGCCUGCCUUGGUGAACGCUGCAGACUCGUAGAACUCGCUCAGGUCGUAGAUACCCACCGACUUAGCCUUGGACAGCAGAUCGUCUCGAAGCACUGUGAGUGUCGUCUCCUUGUGACUGCGGUGUCCUGCCUGAGCGUUGGUCUGCAUGCGGAGUUGCUGGUAGGCGUGUGCGGACUUGAACAGCUCGUGCAGCACGUGAAGCAGCAGCACGUUGUUGUCUUGGCGAUACGUCAGAUACGGUCGGAACAGACGUCGCCAUUGCCGCUUGAACGUGAACUUCUGGGCGUCGCACAAGCUCUCGGUCAACACUCUGAUAGCCAGCGCAAGGUCUUCAUCUCCCACAGUGUCGCGCAGAUGCAUGCGAGCAUGAGCCUCAGCCAUCCGGAAGAGCGACUCCAAGUGUCGUACAGCAACAGGCACAGCUCCAGUGUGCUGUGACGCGCGUCGAAGCUGCGCGUAGAAAGCUUCCACCUUGCCUGUGUCCAGUCCGCUCGCGAGAACAGGGUUCACGUACGUUCGAGCGUAGAGAAUGUACUUGCGCAGCAGCUCCUGGUCCAGCGUCAUGCUCGCAUCUGCGUCACCUACUUGCAUGGACUGCGUCAUGGCACUGAGUUCCUCCUCUUCGUCUCCUUCCUGCUCCUCUGGACUCUUCUUUGAGUUACUUCGCAUGUGACUGGAGACCACAAAGUCUGCUAGUCGCUCGUCAUCCACAGGAUCCACUUUAUCCUGCAACACACAGAGCAGGUCAAAGCGCUGGAGGAUCGGAUCUGUGAGCUCCACGUUCUCAGCGAACGUUCGAGCAGCGUUGUAUCGCCCACCGAUAGGAUUCGCAGCCGCUAUCACCGAGCAACGAGCCUGUAAUGACGUGACAAUACCAGCCUUAGACACCGAGAUACUCUGCUGUUCCAUAGCCUCGUGAAUACUCGUCCGGUCCUGCUCGUUCAUCUUGUCGAACUCAUCAAUCAGACACACGCCCUUGUCUGCCAACACCAACGCACCGCCCUGUAGCACCCACUCCUUCGUGAACGGAUCACGAGACACACCAGCCGUCAAACCCACAGCAGAAGCUCCUUUACCGGUCGAGUACACAGCACGAGGAGCUGUCUGCUUUGCGAACUUGAGGAACUGCGACUUGGCUGUACCGGGAUCUCCGACCAUCAACACGUUCAGGUCGCCACGCACUCGUGAGUUCUUGAUAAACUUGGGUUUACCGCCGAACAACGCGAGCGCCAGCGCCGUCUUGACCUGCUGGUGACCGUAGAUAGACGGCGCGAUACUGUUGAUGAUUCUCUGCGCAAUAUCCGGUUGUUUAGCCAGUCGCAAGAUUUGCUUCUUGUCUUCUGCAGUGAGCAAUUGACUGCCCAGUACAUCAGCACGACGUUCAACGUGGUUGGCUUCUAUAACCGUACGGAACACAGGGAAUCCAUCACGUAAGUUCAGCGUCGGGUCUGGUGUGUUCGUGUAGAUGCCAGUCACUGCGAUCUCGUCUCCAGGUCGUGCCUUAUCGAUGAGAUCUCCCACCAGCACGACGUCCUUAGAGCGAGGCACACGACCUGGUGGCACACUGCCCGGAGAUUCCUGUAGUGUAAUCUUCUGGAAAUUACGGUACACUGUCUGCUCGCUGUUCACAGGAAAGUUGCCACGGAACUGACACUCCGGACAGGCGUUCAGCUUCACCUCCUGUUGACUCUGCUGCGUGAACGGGCCCAAUACAGCGCCACAGCCAGGACAAUUCACCUUGACCAGCUGGAGCUGCGGGAACACAGACGUACGUCUCGUCACGACGCCUGAAACUUUGAUAAGAAAAUUCAAGUGAGCUGUACGCAAGUCUCGCAGUCUUUCAGUACCAGGGAGAUCCAGAAUACGCACGUAAAUCUGCUGAUGGAUCGUCGAAUAGUACGGGAACAGCGCCAGCACCACCUCCUUCGCCACCUCGUCUAAGAUAGCCAGCAUAUCCUUGGGAGCUUCCACCAACCACGCCGCCACCAUCGACAUACUGUGAAUCACAUCGCCGAUCUCAAUCUCCAAAGACUGCUCGUUGCGUUGCGCCAGCUGCACGAUCUUCUCGUGAUACACCAGUCUCCCUUUGCCGUCCGCGAAAGUAUUGAGGAAAUUCCGGAAUCUCCUCUUGAUCUCGUUUCUCGGCCUCUCGGUGGCAAUCCACUCUCGGAGAGGCACAUCGAAGUGCUCCAAGUUAAUGGGCUCUUCAUCGUGGUCUGCAGCGCCUCCCACGUCGUCGUAUCCAUCUUCUCCUUCUUGUCGGCGUCUGAAUCUCCGUCUAUGAGCAUCGUCGUGCUCCAUCUCCUGGUCUUCUUGAAACACCUGGGCGAUGCGGCCUUCGCGGGCAUCUCGACGGUUCAGCUCGUCUUCUACGGCUCUUCUCGUGUCCAGAUCCAUGUCUUCGUACUGCCUCGUGUCCAGCAUGUUCGUAUCAUAGCGAUCCAACGUCUCCAUGCGUCGGUAAUCCCUGCAUAAUAACAAAAUUGUCACUAAUUUAGCGUCUAGGU